GUCUUUAAACGAUUGUCUUUAAUGCCGCUCUGCAAUAAUACAUCUAAUAAAAUUUAGUGGUGUAAAUUCAUUCAACAAACCAAAACACUAAGUGGACCAUAUGGUCACAUGCCACAUGACGUCUUAAGACUUAAGCUCCCUACCACCUAGUCUACGAAGUAGGUUACACACUUCAGUUCCGCGCCGCCACAUAAACAAUCCAUACUUACCAUCACCGACAGUGUUGUAUUAGGUAUUUCAAAAAUGAAAGCAAUUCUCGUUUUGGCUGUCCUCUGUUUGGCAAUUUGUGAAACCUUUGCCGACGACACAUUAGAAUGCUACCAGUGUAAUCCUGUGACCUCCGAAUGCGAAGUAGGCAAAGCCGAUUCGAUUAAAUGCGGAAAGACUAACGCUUCAAAAUGUCUGAAGCAAAUCAGGAAAGGAACUUCCGAUGAGACUAAAGCUAUCAGAAAAUGUGUUGUCCCCGAUGGUAGUGGUAAUGUGGCUUGCCCAAAUGGUUUUGAUUGUCAUGUCUGUGAUUCGGAUAUGUGUAACACCGGAUCUGUAACAAAAGUUACGUGGGUUAGCGUAAUUGGUGUUUUCUUGGCCGUCCUGCAUAUGUAUUAAUCUUAAUUUGUUGUUAAUUUAUUUGAAGCAUAAGUUGUUGUAGAGGUAAUAAAACUAACUAGAAUCUU
This is a messenger RNA of Zophobas morio, 674 nucleotides long. RefSeq lists its product as uncharacterized. Bases 244 to 606 code for a protein of 120 amino acids. The record is from RefSeq and is a predicted model, not a curated record. The transcript has 3 exons. Lineage: Eukaryota; Metazoa; Arthropoda; Insecta; Coleoptera; Tenebrionidae.